AUGGCGACGGCAUGGGUGCGGUCCCUCAGCUGCAGGUCCUACGGCGUGGCGGACGCCGUCGUCGCGCCGUCCCCGAGCAAGAAGGCGCAGCAGGCCCAGCCGCUUCUCCCCGUCUCGUGCGGCGCCGCGGCGGACGUGCGGGACUCCGUGUCGUCCGCGCGGCAGGCCUGGAAGCAGCAGAAGCCGCGCCGGGAGCGGCGGAGGGACGGGCAGGAGAGGCAGCAGGAGUUGGCGAGACCGCGGCCCAAGAAGAAGCCCAAGCAGACGGCGGCCGCCUUCAUGCCGUCGCCCGCCACCGCGCCCGCGAGCUCGGCGUUCCUGACGAUGGCGGAGCUGCCGGAGGGCCACUCGUCGCGGCAGGUGGUGGAGCUCAUCUUCUCGUCCGGCUGGGACCUGGCCACCGCCGCGGCACCGCCGGAGGUGGAGGCGAUGUUCCGGGUGCACAGCGGCGCGCGGGCGGUGGCACGGUUCGAGGAGGCCAGGGCGGCGGCACGCGCGCACGGCGCCGCGGCCCGGUGCGGCGCCGACGGCAAUGAGAUGAUGCGCUUCCAGUGCCGCCCGGCCGCGGGCGCGGGCGUGGGCGGCGUCUUCGGUGCUGGCGUCGCCACCUGCCAACUCGGCCCGUCCGGCUCCGCGGUGCGCACCUUCGCCUGCAGCGGCACCGCGCACGCCAGAGCCGCGCCGUCGCCCGGCGCGGUUCGCAGGGCCAUGCUGGUGUGCCGCGUCAUCGCCGGGCGCGUCCGGCCGGCGCUGGGCGACGACCCGCAGGCGCUCCGGCACCGCUCCUCGCACUACGACUCCGUGGACAUGGGCAACGGCGAGCUCGUCGUCCUGGACAGCCGCGCCGUGCUCCCCUGCUUCCUCAUCGUCUACAAGGUCUAG
Triticum turgidum subsp. durum (durum wheat) is the source of this 882-nucleotide messenger RNA. The record is from the annotation of a GenBank genome assembly. NCBI's taxonomy places the organism in Eukaryota, Viridiplantae, Streptophyta, Magnoliopsida, Poales, Poaceae.